Messenger RNA from Lutzomyia longipalpis, 2047 nucleotides. Its product is annotated as pescadillo homolog. Bases 127 to 1965 code for a protein of 612 amino acids. The record is from RefSeq and is a predicted model, not a curated record. The transcript has 3 exons. Gene Ontology annotation, molecular function: RNA binding. NCBI's taxonomy places the organism in Eukaryota, Metazoa, Arthropoda, Insecta, Diptera, Psychodidae. Gene Ontology annotation, cellular component: nucleolus; PeBoW complex. Gene Ontology annotation, biological process: maturation of LSU-rRNA from tricistronic rRNA transcript (SSU-rRNA, 5.8S rRNA, LSU-rRNA); ribosome biogenesis.
AUGUAGGCAAUUUGACAGCGCGAGCGAGUUUCACGUGUUUUUGUUUUUCUUCCGCUCUCACCUGGAUUUUUCACCAAAAAACGUGAUUUUUAGCCCUUGUUUGCGAAUAAAUUGCAAAGAAACACAAUGAGGAGACUCAAAAAGUACGAUACGGGUACGGCGACACACUAUGUGACCCGGAAACAAGCACUGAAUAAGCUACAACUCAGCCUCAAUGACUUCCGGCGGUUGUGCAUCAUCAAGGGGAUUUAUCCGCGUGAACCCAAGAAUCGCCGGAAGGCUCAAAAGGGAGCUUCAGACAUCAAGAUUCUUUACCAUGCAAAGGACAUUCGGUUCCUUCUGCACGAGCCAAUUGUGUGGACACUGCGGAAGUACAAGAUUUUCAAUCGGCAAACGGGACGUGAUCGUGCGCUGAAGGACUUCCGGAAGAUGAAGAGGCGCCUCGAUCGGUAUCCGGAGCUGAAAAUUGAUCACAUUGUCAAGGAGCGCUAUCCAACAUUUAUUGAUGCAGUGCGAGAUUUGGAUGAUUGCCUGACGCUCCUCUUUCUCUUCAGCACAUUCCCAUCGUUGAAGUUUGUGCCGCGGAAUCAGUCAAAUCUCUGCCGACGCCUGACCAUUGAGUUUAUGCACGCUGUGAUUGCUGACAAGGCCCUGCGGAAGGUGUUCAUCUCCAUCAAGGGAUACUACUUUCAGGCCAAUGUGAAGGGACAACUCGUAACGUGGAUCAUCCCGCAUUACUACCCAUUCAAGGAGCAACCCAAGGAGGAAGUUGACUUCAAGGUUAUGUCAAUUUUUGUGGAAUUCUACACGAUUAUGUUGGGCUUUGUCAACUUCCGCCUCUACCACGGGCUGAAUCUUCAGUACCCGCCGCAAAUACCCUCAAGUGUCACGGAGAUUUCCGAGGAGAGUAGCCGGAAUGAGAAUCAAUUUGUCUCUGAGCGUAUUGCAGCCCUCAAUGUGGACAUCCUGAAAAUGUCCUCCUCAACCACGGAGGCGGCUGAAGAGGAAACUCUCGAUAUGGAGCUCCUCUCAUCCACUUCCGCCCAAUCGGAGAAGGUGGAACAGAUGCGUGUGGAAGCGCUGGAGGAGAAGAAGCUCAAGACUCUCUUUGAGGGCUUGAAAUUCUUCAUAAAUCGCGAAGUUCCGCGGGAACCUCUUGUCUUCAUCAUUCGCUGUUUUGGCGGUCAAGUCUCGUGGGACAAAGUUCUCUUCCCGGGGGCAACAUUUGACGAAACAGACGAGAGUAUAACGCAUCAUAUUGCCGAUAGACCCAACAUGGGGAAGCAAUUCAUCUCUCGUGACUACAUCCAGCCACAGUGGGUGUUUGACUGUGUCAAUCGACGCACCCUCCUGCCGACAAAUCUCUACUUCCUGGGCGUUGAACUACCCCCACAUCUAUCCCCUUUCACGGCGGAAAACACCGAGAACUCAUACGUUCCCCCCGAGGAAGCAGCUCUCAAUGAACCCGAAGCACCAGAAGUGGAGAAAUCAAGCGAUGAAGAGGAUGAGAGUGACGACGAAGAGGAAGAAGAGUCCGAGGAGGAAAAACCCGCAGAGAAAGCUCCGGAAAAGAAGAAAAAGAAGAAGCAGGACAAGAUAGAAAGUUCAACAGAUGCUCAGCUGGAGAAGGCCUACUGGCAGGAACGCAAAGAAGCAGAGAAGGAAGAUGCGGAGGAAAAUCCCGCAAAUGCAAAGGAGAAGAGAAAGGAAGAAUUGAAACAAAAAAUGGCAGUAAAAACGGGAAAAGUUCACCAGGAAGACGCUGCACAGGUUAAGAAACAAGAAAUUCAGGAGCAACAUUUGCACGCACGCAUGGUUAAGCCACGACACCGCAAUCUCUUCCGCAAACUCCUCAAGGAUAAGCUGCAGAAGAACAAAGAGCGACGCAUCUUGGAAAAUAAGCGUCGUCGCAUUGAUACGGAGAAACGUGACGAGCGUAAGAAGAAGCGCAAAAUUGAGGAUUGAUUGUGUGUGUAAAAGUUGAAAUUCUUUUAUUUUAUUUUAUGUUUUAUAGUCUACAUAUUAUAAACAUGAAUUAUAUACACGA